This is a messenger RNA of Anastrepha obliqua, 4012 nucleotides long. RefSeq lists its product as uncharacterized. Bases 1157 to 3919 code for a protein of 920 amino acids. Gene Ontology annotation, cellular component: membrane. Lineage: Eukaryota; Metazoa; Arthropoda; Insecta; Diptera; Tephritidae. The record is from RefSeq and is a predicted model, not a curated record. Gene Ontology annotation, biological process: intracellular calcium ion homeostasis; calcium ion transmembrane transport. The transcript is spliced from 3 exons. Gene Ontology annotation, molecular function: calcium channel activity; calcium, potassium:sodium antiporter activity.
CUUAAAAGAAAAUAUGGAUUAUUGUGUAGAAAAUUGCAAACAAUUUGCAAAGUGAUGCAACAAAAACGCAACUAAAAAUAACACAAAUAAAUAGGCUGGUAUUAUUGUGACAUUUUGCAUAACGCUUAAAAGUAUACUACGGUUUAAGCUAAAAGCUAUAGAAUUUGUAGCAUAAAAGUCAAACAAAUUUCUGCAAAAAAUGUGGCUAAAGUAAAGUGAGUUUUGAGGCGCUGCAAGUGUGUGUAUGUGUGCAUGCCUGACAGUGCAGCACCACGAAGAACACGGCGGGCGGCAAGUAAACGCCGUAAGCCGUCUAUGCGUGCAAACGCCACACAACGAGAAAAGCAAAAAUAGAAAAAUUUAUAAUACAGAAACAAGCAAAUGAUACUUGCAAGCAUAAUAAAGUGUGAAAAUUCUGCAAAAAAUUGUGAGCUAAAAGAGAAAUAUUAGUCACCGUACAUUCAACGUGAAAAUAUGUAAUUUUCAAAAGACACGCAAAAAAAUAUAAUUACUUUGAUAAAGUAUCAAAGAAACAAAAAUUAACAUAAAUAUAUAGCUGAUGUUGGCCUAUAAAACGAGAGAACGUAGGUUUUAAGCAAAAUAUUACUUGCACAAAAAAAAAAAAAUUAAAUAAAACUAAAAAAUUCAACAAAUUAAGAAGUUGCAACAAAAAUUAUAAAAAAAAAAUUCUGCUACAUACCAAAAUUUUCCGAUGCAACUUUAUUGAGAAAACAAAAGUUUAUUUUAAAAAAUCACAGCUUACUUUCCUGCUGCUCAACUACGAAAAUUGCUGUUACAUACACACAUACAAAGGUGCAUGAAAAAUUCGUGAAACAAUUAAAAUAACAUAAACUACGGCAACACCAAACUGCUAGCACGAAAAAAUACAGCUUUAUAAAAAUUCAGUAGUAAAACUUACUAUAUGAAAAAAAAUUAAAAUUAUUACUUAAAAAAAUAUAGCAAUUAAGGCACACAAUUCAAUGAACAACGAUUACAACGGUUUAUCAGCAACAUAGUAUACAAAUUGAAUAUACCAAGUAUUAGUAAAAUUACUGCAAAAUAUCACGAAAACAAAAAAAAAAUAGUAAUUAAAUAUUUAGAAAUAUUCCAAAAAUCAUAAGCAACAUUUCGCCCUUAAAGCUAUACAAAGUUGUGCAUGCCAUUAGCAGCUAAACCAAUGUUGCAGGAACAAAAAUGUUUGGAAACAUUGGCCGAGCAAAAAAAGCGACAAAACAAAGCAACUCAAAGCACAAAGCUGCAUGGCGAUGAUGUUGCAAAAGAUGCAGCUAAAGUAGUAGGCGUUGAGCGUUGUAGCGUAGACGCUGAAAACCAGCGGCUGAACAAAGCUUUAAACUCAACUUUGGCAGUCUUUGAACGCACAGCUUGUCAACAUGUUGCCGCACAACAACGCCCAUGCAAAACAAGAACAACUACAACCGAAAACUUGCCGACCAAACGUAAAAAUGCUAAUGUUGGGAUAACAGAUAAAUGCAUGCUGAAUGCUGCGCCACGCAACACGACAAAUGGCGCUAGCAACAUUGUUGACGUAACAUCACUAGCAGAACAUACCAAUACGCAUGUCGCGUUGCCAGCAGUUUUAUCUACCCAAACUCAAGUAAGCGAUGCGCGAUCAACAACGAUCCUUGUUGGGAAUGCGUAUACAAAUAGCGGUGACCUAAAUGUGCUUGGCAACAUGCUGCCGCAACAAGCUGCGCUGCCACGUUUAAAGGCCAAUGAAAUGUUGCAGCCAAAGCAAAGCGUUGUUACGGCCAUUAGUGCUGAGAAGCUGGAAAAAAUUCCAACUACUAAGAUGAAAGCAGCAGCAUUAAAAACUACAACAACAACAACUCAAAGUAUUAUUAACACAGAUAUGAUUGUGGGAGCGGCAGCAACAUUGCCGUCGCUCAAGCACGACCAGCAAAACACCGAAAAGACGAUAGAUUUUAAUAGUCGGCGUCGUCGCGGACGGCUAAGGUCAACGCGUUUUGAUGCGAGUGAACGCGUUCAUAACGUUGUGUCUGACAGCGGCAUAACUGGCGCCGUGUGCCGCACGUUGCUGUGGCUAGCAACAUACCUGGAAAGAGUUGCGUGCAGUCGCGCUAAUGCUGGCUAUGGCAAAAGUGAUCCAUUGCUGUAUGUGUUAUCGUUGUUGUUGUCGCUGAUAGUCGUCAAUGUAAAUAGAGUGGCAAGUUUAGUGAAUGAAUUUAAUAAAAAUGAAGUGAAUAAAAUACAAUUAGUAAAACCUAACAACAACACUAAAACCAACACCACAACCACAAUCACCACCAAUAAAAAUAAUAGCAACAGCUCCAUUAAAAAUAACUUAAAAUUAAUCACCAAAUCUACUCAAGCCAGCAGCGUUACUAAAGCGGGGCAGCUGACAGUGGAGGUUGGCGUAAUUGAAAUGGCUAUGCCUACAACCGAUUCCGCCUCCGAGCUGGCGCCGUUAGGGGACGUGAAGCCUAAGCGUGCAUUCAAAGUGAAACGUAAUGGUAAAUUGUGCCCACAAAAUGCUGCCUCAAUUCCCAACUCAGCUGCGGAGGUGGCCACUAAGCAUAGCAGUAUUUCCGAAACAACUACGCCUAAUGCUGCGCUGGUGCGUGACGCGUCAAAUUGCUCAGCCGCUCCCCAGCAAGCAGACACUACCACUUAUAAUCGCCAAACCUUUUCGGCCAUCUCGUGGCGUUGUAGUCAAAUGCAGCUCCUCUUCUAUGCCUUCAUCUUAUGCACAUCCAUUUUACUUCCAUGCGGCAAUAAUUUGGUGUACGCAGCCAAGCCGAAAUCCGCUACACAACUGCAGCAGCAGAAACAGCUACAGCAACAGCAAUUGCUGUUGGAGCAACAGCAACAGCAGCAGCAGCACCACCAGCAACAUGAACAUCAUCAGCAAGGACAUCAAGCUCAUCAGCCUGCCGCUGGACCUAAUGGUGGUGUUGGUGUGCCCGGUUAUCCAGGUCUGGGUAUUCCCGUAGCCGCCGGCGGUCCGGGUGCAGAUUUGACACCUCCAACUUAUCAGGUCGUUUCAUCGCAAACAUCGAAUGAAGAGACGGAGUUCGUAUUCCCCGCCGAGCAAUCGGAUGAGCAACUCUUCGAUCAGGAGGAGCAGAAUUUGAAUGUUGUGGAAAUCGAGGAAGAGCACAAUAAACCGUACGAAUUGGAUAGCAACGAAACCAUCCAUCCGAAUGUGACGAAAGCGCCGCUCUUCCCCAAGGAUCUCUUCACAAAAGAGCAGCUGGAAAAUGGUGCUGUUAUCUUUCACAUAAUCGGCGUAAUUUAUAUGUUUGUAGCGCUCGCCAUUGUGUGCGAUGAAUUCUUCGUGCCUUCCCUGGAUGUGAUCAUCGAGAAAUUGGACAUCACGGACGAUGUAGCCGGCGCUACGUUCAUGGCAGCCGGCGGUAGUGCGCCCGAACUCUUUACCAGUGUCAUUGGCGUAUUCAUCUCGUUCGAUGAUGUGGGCAUUGGUACAAUUGUCGGCUCAGCUGUCUUCAACAUACUCUUCGUGAUCGGUAUGUGCGCGCUAUUCUCCAAAUCGAUAUUGUCGCUGACAUGGUGGCCACUCUUUCGGGAUUGCUCCUUCUACAGUCUCAGUUUGUUGGUGCUCAUUUACUUUUUUCGCGAUAAUUUCAUCUUUUGGUGGGAAGCGCUCAUACUUUUCAGCAUCUACAUAGCAUAUGUGGCCUUCAUGAAGUGGAACGUCCAAGUGGAGAGAUUCGUGAAGAGGCUCGUAACGAAAAAUAAGGUGACUCGCGUCAGAAGUACAGAUCAGCUUAUGCCAGCAGUAAGUAGUUGGGAAGUUUUUUUGCAAAAAAAAAAAAGAAAAUUAACAACAAAAUUUGAGAAGAAGAAACAUUUGAACAAUGAACAAAUUUUAAUUCGAUUAAUAAAUUUGAGAGACAACAGAUGCAACAACACACAGUAACUUCGAUACGAACACAGCAUUUGGCUUAUUCGCUUAUGAAUGAAAAGCUAUAUGUCAAUACAGAAAAAAAAAGAAGUCAAACUUAACAUUAAA